Messenger RNA from Linnemannia hyalina, 1167 nucleotides. The record is from the annotation of a GenBank genome assembly. NCBI's taxonomy places the organism in Eukaryota, Fungi, Mortierellomycota, Mortierellomycetes, Mortierellales, Mortierellaceae.
AUGGAAACUGUUCAGGGUUCUCUCCGUGGAAACCAAUCGUGGACAUCUGGACAAAACAAUAUAGUUACUAGCAUCAUGGCCAACUCGACUCCGGCUGCUUUGGACUUGAGUGAAGACUCGCUCGGAAACUACGGAGCUCAAGCACUGGCUGAGGCACUCAAGACCAACUCGACUCUGACCACUUUAAACCUGCGCUUCAACUCGAUCGGAGAGUACGGAGCUCGGGCGCUGGCUGAGGCACUCAAGAUCAAUUCGACUCUGACCACUUUGGACUUGAGUGGCUGCUCGAUCGACGUCUGCGGAGUUCGUGCACUGGCUGAGGGACUCAAAAUCAACUCGACUCUGACUGCUUUAACCUUGAGGUACAACAUGCUCGGAUCUAGCGCAGCUCAGGCGCUGGCUGAGGCACUCAAGAUCAACUCGACUCUGACCACUUUGGACUUGACCGACAACUCGAUCGGCGACAACGGAUCUCAUGCGCUGGCUGAGGCACUCAAGAUCAACUCGACUCUGGCCACUUUGGACUUGGGUGGCAACCGGAUCAGAGAAAACGGAGCUCAGGCGCUGGCUGAAGCUCUUAAGACCAACUCGACUCUGACUGCUUUGGACUUGACCAACAACUCGAUCAUUGACGACGGAAUUCAGGCGCUGACUGAGGCACUCAAGGUCAACUCGACUCUGACCACUUUGGAAUUGGGCUACAACCUGAUCGGAACCUACGGAGCUCAGGCGCUGGCUGAGGCACUCAAGACCAACUCGACUCUGAGUGCUUUAAACCUGCGCUUCAACUGGAUCGGGGACAACGGAGCUCAAGCACUGGCUGAGGCACUCAAGGCCAACUCGUCUCUGGCCACUUUGGACUUGGGCCGCAACCGGAUCAGAGAAAACGGAGCUCAGGCGCUGGCUGAGGCACUCAAGACCAACUCGACUCUGACCACUUUAAACCUGCGCUUCAACUCGACCGGAGACUACGGAGCUCAUGCGCUGGCUGAGACACUCAAGACCAACUCGACUUUGACCACUUUGGACCUAAGCGAAAACUCGCUCGGAGAAAACGGACCUCAGGCGCUGGCUGAGGCACUUAAGACCAACUCAACUGUGUGCAUUUUAGGCUUAAAAACUGAUGUCGCCUCAAUAGUCAAACCCCUCAACCGAUGUACUCUAUAG